This is a messenger RNA of Dracunculus medinensis (Guinea worm), 426 nucleotides long. NCBI's taxonomy places the organism in Eukaryota, Metazoa, Nematoda, Chromadorea, Rhabditida, Dracunculidae. The record is from the annotation of a GenBank genome assembly.
AUGGAGCGGUUGGAGAAUUUUUUCGGUAAAGGAGACUUCGAUUUCGAAGAAGUGCCAGAAGAAGAGGUUCCAUCGUUUUAUCGAGAGGUUCUGAUCGACUCAAAUUAUCAUAGAAAUCGUUUAUUACCUACGGUAGUACGAGAACUUUACGCAAGUUUUAAAGAAGACGAAAGCGCUAGUAGUCCGAAUUUGCUGCCUUUUGAUAGAUUAACUCCACCUGUAACGCCUGAACACGUGAAAUGCCGGGCUGCAGUAUUUUCGAAAGUAACAAGCGAGUCGAAUGAGUCCUCUUCUGAUCAUAGUGGUAAUCCUGAAAUUUCUUCGGAAGCACCACAGGCGAUAGCGACGGAUAAUUUGGAAGAAAAACAAGAACAAAUCUCAUCAAUGCGUUGGUAUGAAUACAAUGAACAUGCUGCUGCAUGCUGA